Thyridium curvatum is the source of this 699-nucleotide messenger RNA. RefSeq lists its product as uncharacterized. The transcript is spliced from 2 exons. NCBI's taxonomy places the organism in Eukaryota, Fungi, Ascomycota, Sordariomycetes, Thyridiales, Thyridiaceae. The record is from RefSeq and is a predicted model, not a curated record. Gene Ontology annotation, cellular component: cytoplasm; eukaryotic translation initiation factor 3 complex. The coding region runs from base 1 to 699 and encodes 232 amino acids. Gene Ontology annotation, biological process: regulation of translational initiation. Gene Ontology annotation, molecular function: ribosome binding; translation initiation factor activity.
AUGAGCGGCGAAGACCCCCAAGAGCGGCCCGACUACAUCACGAGCAUCAUCAAUGGCCUAGAGCGCUACAACCCGGAGGCGGUCGGCAGCCUGGAGGGGUACCUCAGCCAGCAAUGUGAGGAGAGAUAUUGCGACUGCAACGCCAACAGGACGUUGCUUAAGCUGUACCAGCUGAACCCCGACCGCAUCAAGGAUGAAGUUAUCACCAACAUCCUCGUCAAGGCCAUGACGCAGUUCCCCUCCUCCCAGUUCAACCAAGCGAUGCACCUCAUCAACCCCUCCGCCCAGACCUCCAACUCUGAGCUCUCCGAGGCCGUCGCCAAGCUGCGCGAGCUCAACAACCAGCUCGAGGGCGCGCAGUACGCGCGCUUCUGGGCCACGCUCGACUCGGACGACCUGUACGCCGACCUGACCACCGACAUCAGCGGCUUCGAGGAGAUCAUCCGCCUGCGCAUCGCCCAGCUCGUCAGCCAGGCCUUUAGGGAGAUCCAGGUCGGCAUUCUGGAGCAGUGGCUGGGCAUGUCGGACGACGGCGUGCGCAAGUUCGUCACCGAGACGUGCGGCUGGAAGGUUGACGGCGCCAACGUGCUGAUUCCCAAGAACCCCGAGAACGAGGCGAAGAAGGCCGAGAUCAGGGAGGACGUCAACGUCGACAUGUUCUCAAGGGUAGUCCGGAGGGCAUGGGAGGAGGCGGCGUAA